AUGUACAUCACUCUCUACUACCUCGUCACCCGGCUCCCUGACUCCCUUCGCUCGGUCAAGGAGCACUUCCUCUCCCUUUUCCCCACCACGCUCACCGUUGACCUCCUCGAGGAGCGCCUCCUUGCAGCUGAGAAGAGUAUAGUCGUUGUAGGGGCCUCUCGUGGUGACCCUCAUGCCCCUUUCUUUGAGGGGUGCUCCCCCGUUCCCCUCUUGCCUUCUGUUGCCUCUGCUGCUGCUGUCGACCUCGUUGGCACCGAGUCGGUCGGCGCUGCGUCUGCUCCUAGUGGGAGGCGCCACAGCGGCAGGAGCAAGGGGGGCAAGGGUGCCGGAGGAGACGGCGGGGGCGGCGGUGGUGGUGGAGGUGGCGGAGGGGGUGGGGGUGGAGGUGGGGGUGGUGGCGGGGGUGGGGGCUUCGGUGGCGGCAGUGGAGGUGGAGGCAGCGGAGGCAGCGGCAGUUGGGGUGGAGGUGGCGGCAGCGGCGGCGGCGGUGGGGGUGGUGGCGGCGGUGGUGAUGGUAGAGGUGGCGCUGUGCAGCGGGGAGGCUUUGGCGGUGGGCAACGCCAGCAGCAGCAGCGCCCUCGUGAGACCCUGUCGCCCCAGCAGCUUUGUGAGUGGUACGAUGGGCGUGGGAGGUCUGGGGGUGCUGGUCCCUGCGCUUACGUUCUCCGCAUCGGCGACCGCAGUGGGGAGACGUGUGGAGGACCGCACACCACACUGCGCUGCUUUGGCCGCCGGACUGACGCUUGGCGUAUGCAGUUUCCCGACUCCUCUGAGAUCCCUCGCUGGGGUGAUCUGCUUAUGUCGGGAUUUGCUAUCUUUGAUCCUGAUUAUGAUGCUAUCCCUGCUGCUAUGUAUGCUGUAUCCAUUAGUGCUGAGGGUGACUGUUACCUGUGUGUUCCGCUCGACCCGGGCAUUGAGGCUGCUGCUCUAGGUGCUAGUGAGUCUGCUGCUCAAGGUGCUGGUGAAUCUGCUGCCCCAGGUACUGGUGAGUCUGCUCUCUCAGGUACCGAUCGGCCUAUGGCAGUCUCUUUGGCUGACCCCUCUGGGGGUCCGGUCCUUGCACACUCCUCCACGGUCCUGCCGUGUCUGGCGGUCCUGUCUGGCUCUCUGUCUGGCCUCCACCUCCCCUCGUUCUCCACGAACUUGGUGAGUGGAGCUGACCUUCAGGACGCGUGA
Molecule: messenger RNA, 1176 nt
Organism: Closterium sp. NIES-65
Lineage: Eukaryota; Viridiplantae; Streptophyta; Zygnematophyceae; Desmidiales; Closteriaceae
Source: the annotation of a GenBank genome assembly